AUGAUUGCGCCUUGCCCGACUGGCUCUCCACUUCUCGACUUUUGUCUGCCGAAGUUCUCGGAGUUUUCAGACCAACAGAACAGACGGGCGCUUGUGGAUCACUUCUGCAAUGUCUUGUCACAUCUCAUUGUCUUCCGCGAGGAAACGGGCAACCCGUUCCAACAGCUGGUUCUGCCGCUCACCCGAGGCAGUUCACCGGUGACGUACGCAAUAUUCGCGCUUGCUAGCGCGCAUCUGGAGUACCGGGGCGUUGAGAACGCGGAGAAAUCCCUAUAUUUCCACAACAUGGCUAUCAGGGGCGUUUCGCAACUGAUUGAGCACAACAGCCAAACCAGCCGGAACGAGAUUUUAGCUGCCAUCAUGUUACUGGUCUAUUACGAAUGUCUUGUCCAGAAAGGCCACUCCAACAUUGUAGCCGGUCACCUUAAAGGCGCCCUGACGAUCAUGGCCAGCGACCCUGACUCGUCAGACCCGACGAGUAUUUUCUUAGAACGCGCAUUCCGGUUCUAUGACGUGAUCACGGCGCUCUCGAACGGCACCACCCCGCUCUCCGCUGCACCUACGCCUGGCUGCCUCCUCCCACUCUCGCCCUUAGGAGUACCCUCUGCGUCCCCCUUGGGCAACGUGGAUACGCUGCUGGGCAUGUCCACGACCCUGUGGCCCAUCAUUCACCGACUCGCCGGCCUACGCGCGCUAAAGAACGAUUUCGAGACAGCGAUUCGCACCAACGAAACGCCUUCCAAGAUCGCUGUCCUCCGUACCGAAGUCGAGUCCACCGCUCAGGCGAUCGAAUCUGCCCUGCUCCAAUGGCAACCACAGCUCCCGCCAGGUUUCAGCCCCGAUGAUACCGACUGCUCCAACCCCACGGAUGCCGAGACCCACCCACUAACCAACACCACCCACUCCGCCGAAGGAUCCCCCGGCCCUUCCCCGUCGAUUCCGUCUCCAGACCAAGCACGCCUAGCCUCCAUCCUCCACAACGCCCUCGCCUACCGCCACGCCUCGCUCGUCUACCUGUACCGCACUGUCCUUGGCCAGCCUCGCGCCAGUCCCGCCGUGCAGAACCACGCCCAUCUCGCCAUCGUACAUUGUGUCGCCACCGUGGGCCACAAGGGUCCCAUGUCAGCGCUACUGUGGCCGUUGUUCGUCUCAGCUUGCGAGGCGGUUACGAGCGAGGAUAGAAAAUUGACAGAACGGGCGUUUGUCGAGGUCGAUAAGAGGCAGGGCAUGCGGAAUAUCGAUCGCGCCUGGGGCAUUGUGAAGGAGGUUUGGCGGCGGGCGGAUAAGGCUGAACUAGAUGGUGCGGAUGGAGAUCUGGAGCGGGGCGUCGUUGGCAUUGGCACUCGGGGAGAUGGAGGAGGGGAGGAAAUGUGGCGGAGGGUGUGUAGGGAAAUGGGGGUUAGUAUCGUGUUUGGAUGA
This is a messenger RNA of Chaetomium strumarium, 1419 nucleotides long. RefSeq names its product fungal-specific transcription factor domain-containing protein. Gene Ontology annotation, biological process: positive regulation of transcription by RNA polymerase II. The transcript has 3 exons. Gene Ontology annotation, molecular function: DNA-binding transcription factor activity; transcription cis-regulatory region binding. NCBI's taxonomy places the organism in Eukaryota, Fungi, Ascomycota, Sordariomycetes, Sordariales, Chaetomiaceae. Gene Ontology annotation, cellular component: nucleus. The record is from RefSeq and is a predicted model, not a curated record. The coding region runs from base 1 to 1419 and encodes 472 amino acids.